CUUUAUUGUAAACAAUUGCCCGAUUUGAGCGAUUUAAAAAAAAAACCUCCCAAUUAGUGGAAAAUAUCCACUCAAGACGCCAAUUAACCAAACAGACAAAUGUGGAAUAGCCACAUAACAAUAAAGAACGAGGAAAACAUAUUGGAAGAGGCAUACACCAUCGCCGAAGCCGAUGUAAAGCCGGAUUUAACCAAACAGCCUCGAAUUCAACGCUUCGCCAUGCCCCUGAAACGCCAAUUUCUGCCGUACAUGAAGCCAGCGCCACAGAAUCGAGAGGAGCUGCUACAGAGCAUUACGCAUAACCGUGAGCAACUGGCAGCCUUCUUUCAGAAUGUGUCGCCAGUGUCGGCAUUCUGUCAGCGUCGGCAGACUGAUUGUACUGUUGCAGCUGUACCCACAUCAAUUAGUGAACCCCCUGCGCCCGUGCAGCAACGCAAUAGCUACGAUUUGUUCUUUGAGAGCGCCUGCAUCAGCGUCAAGGGCCUGCCGCCGAAACUGGCAGCCGAGGCCAAGAGUCGUAUUUCCCAGAUCAUCACCGAGUUCGAGAUCCGUGCCAUUUCCGAAGAGGAAGCCAAAGUCGAGGCACAAACAAGAGCUGCCAUCGGGGCCAGAGAUCCUAGCCAUGCACGUACAGUAGGUGGGGAGUUAUCUGUACGUAAACGUUCAGCCAUGUUUCACACUUCAGAGUAGGGCUGUUAGUAUUUAACACUU
Messenger RNA from Drosophila miranda, 711 nucleotides. Its product is annotated as protein suppressor of variegation 3-7. Lineage: Eukaryota; Metazoa; Arthropoda; Insecta; Diptera; Drosophilidae. Bases 100 to 690 code for a protein of 196 amino acids. The record is from RefSeq and is a predicted model, not a curated record. The transcript is spliced from 2 exons. Gene Ontology annotation, molecular function: DNA binding.